AAUAUCUGAUAUACAGCUCGCAAAGCAAGAGUUGGUAAUACACUGCCUAAGCUUGCCUAGUUUCCCUUCAAAUUUCAAUGGCUUCUUCGACUGGUACUCGUCAUCUUCCCGUCGUGAAAGCCGGAUUCUGGUACUGCAGGCAAGCCGAACAAAUUAGUAUCUCGAAUUGCAACGCUUCCAUCUAUUUCACCCAUCUUUUUUGUGCCUAUGCCGAGAUCUCCGGAACCAACUACAAAGUCACCAUCCCUGACCAGUACCGGGACACGUUCGCAAGCUUCACCGAUGCCGCGAGGCAAAGGAAGAGCACAAUAAAAACCCUUAUCUCCAUAGGUGGAGUAGACUCUGAUCCUGCAACUUUUGUUUCAAUUAUUAGAAACGAAGGAAACCGUGAUGCGUUCAUACAGUCCUCCAUACAACAAGCCAGGGAGAACAACUUCGAUGGCCUCCACCUCAGCUGGCCCUGCUGGAAGUACCAACCCACGGCCAACGACAUGCAAAACCUUGCCACGUUCUUCCGUAAGUGGCACGAAGCCGUAACUGCGGAUGCGGCUGCCGAGAACAAGGAACCGUUGCUUCUAACCGCAACGGUCUCUCACAAGCCACAUAUCGAUAGCUCGGAUUCGAUUUCGGCGAGCUAUCCCGCUAACGCUAUUAAAACCCACUUGGAUUGGAUCAACGUACGGGCAUAUGACUUCUAUAACGCCUUGUCGAGUCCGAGCUAUACUGCACCACCUGCUGCGUUGCACAAUGCAGCGUUACCGCCAAACGAUGUAGACUUUAAAAGCGUGGAAACCGGCAUCACCGAGUGGCUUAAGGCAGUGCCAGCAGACAAAUUAGUCAUCGGCCUUCCAUUUGUUGGCUACGAAUGGUUACUGGAAGAUCCUGUUAACCACGAUUUAUUUGACCUGGCCAAAGGAUCGGCGAAAGGAGAAGGAGAUGGGUACAUAUCUUAUCGAGAUGUCACAACCAAACCCAACUUCAAUCGCCAGUUCAACCAAGAUUUUGUUACGAAUUAUGGCUAUGGCGGCGACAGCUGGAUUGGUUAUGAUGAUAAGGAAAGUAUCACCACAAAGAUUGCUUAUUUCAAGCGAAAGAAACUGCGUGGUUACUUUGCGUGGCAUGUGUGCGCCGACGACGUUGAUUGGACUCUUUCGCGAACAGCUUCCCAAAAAUGGGAUGAGCAGGCCGGGGCAAGAAGAGUCUAGAUCGAAGCUCUUGGAUUAAUUAUGAACAAUAAUCGUACGUAUAUGUCGUCGUGUGAAGCUUGUAUUAUCAACAAUAAGGCUGAUGUGUUAUUUGUAACAUAGAAGCUUGUAUUAAGGCAAAAGUCAAUAUAUGUUGUGUGAAGCUUGUAUUAUCAACAAUAAGGCCACGUAUGUGUUCUUUGUAACAUAGAAGCUUGUAUUAAGGCCAAAAGUCAUAUAUGUUGUAUGAAGUUUGUAUUGUAUUAUUAACAAUAAGGCCAUGUAUGUGUUCUUUGUAACAUAGAAGCUUGUAUUAAGGCCAAAAUCCGAUAUGUUGUAUGAAGUUUUUUAUUGUAUUAUCUAAGGCCAAUAAUAAGACAUGUUGUGCUAUUUGUAUGGAAA
This is a messenger RNA of Corylus avellana, 1586 nucleotides long. The record is from RefSeq and is a predicted model, not a curated record. Lineage: Eukaryota; Viridiplantae; Streptophyta; Magnoliopsida; Fagales; Betulaceae.